Setaria italica (foxtail millet) is the source of this 2932-nucleotide messenger RNA. RefSeq names its product protein TORNADO 2. Gene Ontology annotation, cellular component: plasmodesma; plasma membrane. The transcript has a single exon. Gene Ontology annotation, biological process: auxin-activated signaling pathway. The record is from RefSeq and is a predicted model, not a curated record. NCBI's taxonomy places the organism in Eukaryota, Viridiplantae, Streptophyta, Magnoliopsida, Poales, Poaceae. The coding region runs from base 1765 to 2583 and encodes 272 amino acids.
UUCGCCGGCGUCGGUCUCGUCGAACUGGUCGGCACCGAAGGUGGUGACGGCGGGCUGGUAGGCCCCGUUCCCCAGGGCGAUCUGGUAUAUGGAGAUGUAGAAGACGAGCGACUGGGCUCUUGUGGGUGGCUUGCAGUGUUCUUGCCUCCCCUCUCCGUGUGCGAAGUCGCAGGAUCUCGCCAGGAACACAUGGGAUGCUAUGGAAAGCUCAACCAAUCCCUGGCAUUGGAUUUGGAUAUGAUGGAGAUGGAGAAAGAAAGAAAGAAAGAAAAAGAGAUCCAAAUCCAAAGAAAGAUGGAUAGCUCACGGCGAGGAAGAUUAUCUGGAAGAUGGUGCAGGCCUUGUAUCUUCCCCAGGAGGAGUCGCUGACGAGCGCCCCGACGAUGGAGAAGACGUAGGUGGUGCCGGCCCAGUUGUUGGCCUUGUUGGCGGCGUCGGCGUUCUCCAGCCUCAUCACCACCGCCAUGAACGUCACCAGGUUGUUCCCCACGCAGUUGACGGCGAACGUCACAAGCGCCUGGUUCGCUGCUCGUCACAAUUCAUAUGCAUCCAUCGUCUUUAUACAAUUCAACUAUAUGCAGUAGUAUAUUUUGACUUAAUUUAAAGAACAAACUCUGUAAAGUAAUUAAAAUAGUAUACUGCACUCUUACACAUAUAGCUUGUAAUAUAUAAUCACUAUACUGUAGAAAUUAGACCAAUGACGUACAAGAAGGCAUGUAAAAUCAUUGAUGAAGAAGCUAAGAUAAAUAGUAAAACUGCUGAAUUAACCUCUCAUCAUCAAAGGAAAACUUCAUUAAGAAGAGGACUACAUACCCAGCAUGAGGAAGCCGGCAAACCAUCCUCCUGAUCUGUCUCUCAGGCAGGGCUUGCCGCUCCAAUUCACGGAGCCAUCCUGCGUCGCCGCCCUUGCAGCGGCGGCGGCACAGCCAUGCUCAUCGUGCUGACCCUGCUGCAGAGGUAGCUCAGCAGUCGGCGUGCAGGGACCCUCCUACACGCAGCACAUUAUUGAUGAGAGAUGCAUGGAUGGAUGGAGUUGAAAGGCAGUAUAUAUGCCACUUACAGCCAUCCUGCAAAUGAAAUCGAUCUCCGAUCCUCUCUUGCUAGCUAGCUAGCUUGUUCUUGAGAAGAUGUCCAGCGACGUACUCUAGCAGGUCAGAGGAGCACCCACCAUGCUGUUUGUUUUGUUUUGCUUCUGCAUUUGCGGGCAGGGUGGUAGGUGUUUGUUAAGAAGAAGAAGAAGAAGAAGAAGAAGAAGAAGCCAGGAGGCCUGCGCCGCGUGCAACGUGGUCGUGGGUGCAGUCGUAUUAAUUGCUUGGGUUUCAGUAUAUGUCCUUCAAUGAAUCCUUGGCCUGCAACCGCAUCCUUCUGGAAUGGAAUCCUGCCUGCGGCUCCAAUAGCCAGCCAUGCAUGCCUUUAUCAUCGUCCGCAGGCACAAGACACCAAUCUCUCUCUUCUCUCCUGCCUGCCUGCCUGCUGCUGCUCGUGGCAUCAUGUAUCAAUCCCAAUUCCAGCCCAGCCCAUGGGACUUGGGAGCCCAAGCGGAAGCGGAAGCAGGCAGCAGCAGCUGCUUCCUGUUGCUGCUGGGUGCAUUUUUUGAAAACUAAAAGCACAAGGGAGGAGGGAUGGAAUGAAUUGCAGAGGAAGCAACGCAUAAAGGCAGUGCAAUGAGAAUGAGAUGGGAGGAGGAGGAGGAGGAUGUGGAUGCAGAGCAUAUAUGCUCGACAACUAACUCAAUGAGAUCGCACGCACGCCAACGACGACCAAAUGGCUCUCAACCACAUGGGCGUCGCCGCCAUCAACCUCGUUGCCGCGCUGCUCUCCAUCCCCGUCAUCGCCGCCGGCAUCUGGCUCUCGACGCAGGCCGACAACGCCUGCGUCCAGAUCCUCCAGUGGCCCGUCGUCGCCCUCGGCGUCGCCGUCCUCGCCGUCGGCCUCGCGGGCUUCGUGGGGGCCUUCUGGCGCCUCCCCUGGCUCCUCCUCGCCUACCUCGUCGCCAUGCUCGCCCUCGUCCUCGCGCUCGCCGGCCUCGCCGUCUUCGUCUUCGCGGUCACCGCCGGCUCCUCAGGCCGCCCGGUCCCCGGCCGGGCCUUCCUCGAGUACGACCUCGACGACUACUCGGGCUGGCUGCGACGCCGCCUGGACGCGCCAGGCCGCUGGGACCGGAUCAAGGCCUGCCUGGCCGCCACGCCCACCUGCUCCGACCUCAACCAGACCUCCUCCUACGACACGCCGCAGGGCUUCUUCACGGCCGCCUGGCUCAGCCCUCUGCAGUCGGGCUGCUGCAAGCCCCCCACCAGGUGCGGCUACACCUUCGUCACCCCGACCUACUGGAUCAGCCCCAUCAGCGCCGCCGCCGACCCCGACUGCGCCGCCUGGAGCAACGAGCAGGCCAAGUUCUGCUACUCCUGCGCCUCCUGCAAGGCCGGCCUGCUCCAGAACCUGCGCAGGGAGUGGCGCCGCGCCGACAUCAUCCUCGCCGUCGACGCUGCCGCGCUCCUCGCCGUCUACGCCAUGGGCUGCUACGCCUUCCGCACCGCAAAGACCGACGAGCUCUUCCGCCGCUACAGGCAGGGAUACACAUAAAGUCUAUUUCGUUUUGUGGUGCGAGCUGAUCAAGGAACAAGUAUUUGAUGUUUCAUCGCGGAAAAAAAAAGGAGACACCAAAUUUAUUUAUAUUAGUAUUUUUAUUUUGAUUCUUUAUGUUAGUAUUUUUAUUUUAUUUCUUGUAUUGUAGGAAAGUUCUUUCACCUUCACCGCCUCGAAAACUCAUAAAGUAGAUCCGCGCUACCCCCUUACAUUGGACCUACCUCUCAGGCCUUAAGGAAAAAGACAAUCUACUGAUGCUGUGCUGUGUUUGGGUUACUGCAUAUCUAUUUCAGACCUGUCUUGCUUCGUCUCGAUCAGGUGUCACAAAGUUUUGUGGCAAUUUUCA